AUGAAUAUGACAUUCUACGCAAAUGAGCAAGUAUCCUGGAGGGCGACAGGGGUUCCAACGGCGUUUUCCCUCCCCAGUGCCAGCGAGCUAAGCGUUGCGGAAAGCUCGAUCGCGGUCAAGAGCCGGAUGGAAAGGAAACGGAUUCAGAACCGAAUGGCUCAAAGGACCUAUCGCCAGCGCGUCAAAGCUCGUCUAGCAGAGCUCCAGGCAAGAGUCGAAGACGAUCAACAAAAUCGAGUGCAGCAGACUGACGACAACGACUCAUUGAUGGCCAGUACAUAUUGCACAGUGACAGCUGAGUCGUGCCAAAAAUCGCCAAUAUUACUUCCAACACCGACCAGAUGUGCUGCUUUGGGUGGGGUGCUGCAAGAGAGCUCAUACCAGGAACAGAGUCCGACAUUACAAGUACACCAUUCACAGAACGAACGGGAGACAGGCGAUGCUCCAAUAGGGGAAGUAAAGCGCAUUCUAGAUGAGAUCGGUUCCCCCCAACACCAAUUGGAUGAAACCAUCUGGCAAGAUAAUGCAAACUUUCACGCGAAUAGCUCGGUUGGCCUUAACACAAACCUGGGACUAGCUGAGCAACCCGACAGUGAUGCUGUGUUCAUGACAGAAAGCCGAGUUAGCAGGGAACAGCUUUUGAACACCUUGGGUGACGCCUGGAAACCAAAGCCCCCCUGUCAGCCGAUGAGAACAAUCCCGUUGGUGGAAGCCUCAUCCAAUUCUACCCACACCUCAGACUCAUCAUAUAGUCCCCCUGACUCGGUGGUGUCAGCAAAACAAAUCUCGCUAAACGACCGUCUUGAAUGUGUGAUGGAACGUGUCAUUGAUAGUGGUUUCGAAAACUUUGACGUGCUGGUCACGGCCUAUUACAAUGGGAUCUUUGCAGAAUCAUCGCCGCUGGCAUACGAACAACGUCUAAGUCGCACUAGACGGCUGCCCAAAGUCAUCGCGGAUGUAUGUCAUGCCGCAGACCAAUGGGACUCAUGGGAGCGACGAGGGUUACAGGAAGAAAUCGUAAAGACCACAGAGAACUUCUUAUCUUCGGAGGGCGAUGACGCACAAAGAAAUCUCACUGAAUGCAUUAUGUCCUUUGUCCGGGCGCAGGUGCAGGAUACGACGAACAAGACAUGUAGCCCCAAUCCUAUAAAACGGAUCAUGGAGAAUGAGCUUCCAACCCGGUGGGCUCUGAUGAUGGGGCUCGCCGCCGAAAAUAGGGCAGCCUGGCAACGAGAUCGAUCAGACAUAGCACUUGCAGCCAUUGUCCUGUUGCAUUUCGCCGGUCGCAUACCAAAAGAACAGCUGCUUCGGCUUCUCAACACACUCUUGUGA
Messenger RNA from Penicillium atrosanguineum, 1332 nucleotides. RefSeq names its product bZIP transcription factor. Gene Ontology annotation, biological process: regulation of DNA-templated transcription. The transcript is spliced from 4 exons. The record is from RefSeq and is a predicted model, not a curated record. The coding region runs from base 1 to 1332 and encodes 443 amino acids. Lineage: Eukaryota; Fungi; Ascomycota; Eurotiomycetes; Eurotiales; Aspergillaceae. Gene Ontology annotation, molecular function: DNA-binding transcription factor activity.